AUGUUGUCAACUGCCAACACCAUCGAUGAAUAUCACUCUUCGUCAAUGGAUUUGCCUACAUUGACAGAGACCGCCUUGCGUCACCCGGACUGCUGUUGCAGCCUUUCCUCGACCCUACUUGACGCUAUCACGUCUAAUCUGUGCGAAAACAUAGACUCCGGUCUUGUUCUAUCAGUCGGCAGUGGCACUGGCUUACUCGAAGCGCUUUUGCUCUCUUUAUGGACGUCAUCCUUUGUAUCUGUGGGCAGGAAGCUUAAUAUGGAGGGAGUAGAAGUCCUUGGCUCCGAAAGCUUGGACCUUCAUUCUCCUAACAGAUAUCUACCCGAGGAGUGUUUUAACGUAGUAAAGGGAAGCUGGGCGCUCUCAUCACGAGUGAAACAGGCUGCCGCAAUUAUGUUCGUUUAUCCGCGCAGCACAGAGCUUGUGCGUCGGUAUAUGGAAGAAGCUGCCCUCUUCUCGGACAAACUGCAUAUUGCUCUUUGGCUAGGACCGAGCAGCGAUUGGGCAGAAUUCGAACCAAGUUUUACUGUUAGUAAGCUCGGCGAGCUCAUGAAGGAGCGAGUCGGCUAUGAAAACAAAAUCUCCUUCGCCAUUUUCCUCAUCAGGAAGCUCAGCUGGAAGCAUACACGAGAAUGGGAUGAUUAG
This is a messenger RNA of Talaromyces stipitatus ATCC 10500, 645 nucleotides long. RefSeq lists its product as uncharacterized. The transcript is spliced from 2 exons. NCBI's taxonomy places the organism in Eukaryota, Fungi, Ascomycota, Eurotiomycetes, Eurotiales, Trichocomaceae. Bases 1 to 645 code for a protein of 214 amino acids. The record is from RefSeq and is a predicted model, not a curated record.